AUGAGUAAAGAAGAGAUUUUGAAGAUUCAGAAAUGUGUUCUCAAAGUGAACAUACACUGUGACGGUUGCAAACAAAAAGUUAAGAAAAUCUUGCAGAAGAUUGACGGUGUUUUUACUACUGAGAUAGAUGCUGAGCAAGGGAAGGUGACCGUUUCUGGGAAUGUGGACCCAAAAAUUCUCAUCAAGAAGCUUACGAAAUCAGGGAAACAUGCAGAGCUUUGGGGUGCUCCAAAGGCUAACAACAAUAACCAGAACAAUAACAUUGCGAAUCAGAUGAAGAACAUGCAAAUUGACAAUGGAAAAGGUGGAGGAAACAAUAAUAAUGGUAACAAGGGUCCAAAGGGUGAUGGAAAUAACCAAAAUGGUGGCGGAAAGAAGGGCGGUGGUGGCGGCGGCCAAGGACAGAAUCCUCAACUACAACAACUUCAGCAGCAACAACAACAGCAGCAACAGCUUCAGCAGCAGUUGCAGCAUCUGCAACAACUUCAGCAGAUGAAGGGGUUUCAAGAUCUGAAAGUGCCUCAAUUCAAGGAUAUGAAUAUGAAGAUGCCGCCGGGUAAUCAGAACCCAAAUAUGAAAGCUGUUAAGUUUAAUUUGCCUGAUGAUGAAGAUAUGUCUGAUGAUGAGUUGGAUGAGUUUGAUGAUGACGAGUAUACUGAUGAUGAGUUUGAUGAUGAAAUGGAACAACAUCCUUUGAAUAAGAUGAAGCUUCCAAUGGGUGGUAAUGGUAAUGUUAAUGGUCCUCCUCAUAUGAUGAUGGGCGGUGGAAAUCAUCCACAGUUUAUGAAUGCUCCCAAGGGCGGUGGCGGCGGUGGAGGAAAUCAUCCACAGCUUAUGAAUGGUCCGAAGGGUGGUGGUGGUGGAAAUGGUGGAGGUAAUGGGAAGAAAGGUGGUGGUGGCGGCAGUGGGCCUGUGCCCGUUCAAGUUCAUGGCAUGGGUGGUGGAAAUGAUGGUAAAAAUGGAGGAAAGAAAGGUGGAGGUGGUGGCGGCGGUGGUGGUGGCGGCGGUGGUGGUGGAGGAAAUAAUCCAAAUCAAGGUGGAGGUAACAAAAACAAUGGUGGUGGUAAAAAUGGAGGUGGAAUGCCAGAGGGUAAAAAUGGAAACAAGAAUGUUGGUGGAGGAGGUGGAGGUGGUGGUAAUGGUGGAAUUCCCAAUAAUAAUGGGGGUAAAAAGGUAAAUGUAAUGGGAGGAGAAGGUGGUUUUCAAGGUAUGAUGAACAAUGGAUUUCCAAACAUGAAUGGUGGUGCUGGUCAUCAUCCUAAUGUGGGCCCAAUGGGCAACAACAACAUGAGUGGUAUCCCAAUGGGAGGUGGUGCAAUGGGAAACAACAUGCCAAUGAUGAACCAAAUGGGAGGAGGUAGUAACAUUCCAGCUGUUCAAGGCUUACCUGCCGCCGCUGCCGGUGUUGGCGGCGGAGGAUAUUUCCAAGGCGGCGGAGGAGGCGGUGGUGCUGGUCAGGAGAUGAUGAUGGGUGGAAAUCCUUACCAACAACAACAAUACAUGGCUGCAAUGAUGAAUCAACAAAGAGCCAUACCUGCCGGUGGAGGAGGAAACGAUAGAUUUCAACCAAUGAUGUAUGCAAGACCACCAAUGGCGGUGAAUUACAUGUAUCCUCCACCGUAUAGCUACCCUCCACCACCGCAACAUCCUCAAGAUCCAUAUUCCAACUUCUUCAACGACGAAAAUACUUCAAGUUGCAGUAUCAUGUGA
This is a messenger RNA of Lathyrus sativus (Indian pea), 1710 nucleotides long. The record is from the annotation of a GenBank genome assembly. Lineage: Eukaryota; Viridiplantae; Streptophyta; Magnoliopsida; Fabales; Fabaceae.